GCCCCUCUAGCCAGAUCACGUCUCUACUGCUCUCCCCAGAAAUCCGCAGCCGGACCGGUGCAGUCAACGCCGCCUCCAGGGACGCCUCCAGCACCUCUACAUGCCAUUAUCCCACCACGCUCCAGGGGGCGAUGUCUACCUUUUCCAUCCGCUCGGCGCCCGACUCGCAGCCCCACGACGCUCCUUCCAGUCAGCGGAGAGCGACGCACUUCCUUGCGGAAGUGACGGCAGUUCCGAGUUUCCCGGAGGAAAUGACAAUUACCUGACGAUCACAGGGCCCUCGCACCCCUUCCUGUCAGGCGCCGAGACAUUCCAUACACCAAGCUUGGGUGAUGAGGAAUUUGAAAUCCCGCCUAUCUCCUUGGAUUCUGAUCCUUCACUGGCUGUCUCUGAUGUGGUUGGCCACUUUGAUGACCUGGCAGACCCUUCCUCCUCACAGGAUGGCAGUUUUUCGGCCCAGUAUGGGGUCCAGACAUUGGAUAUGCCUGUGGGCAUGACCCAUGGCUUGAUGGAGCAGGGCGGGGGGCUCCUGAGUGGGGGCUUGACCAUGGACUUGGACCAUUCUAUAGGAACUCAGUAUAGCGCCAACCCACCUGUUACAAUUGAUGUACCAAUGACAGACAUGACAUCUGGCUUGAUGGGGCAUAGCCAGUUGACCACCAUUGAUCAGUCAGAACUGAGUUCUCAACUUGGUUUGAGUUUAGGGGGUGGCACCAUCCUGCCCCCUGCCCAGUCACCUGAGGAUCGUCUUUCAACCACCCCUUCACCUACUGGUUCACUUCAUGAGGAUGGUGUAGAGGACUUCCGGAGGCAACUCCCCAGCCAGAAGACAGUGGUUGUAGAAGCAGGGAAAAAACAGAAGGCUCCAAAGAAGAAGAAAAAAAAAGAUCCUAAUGAACCUCAGAAACCAGUUUCAGCGUAUGCUUUAUUUUUUCGUGAUACACAGGCUGCCAUCAAGGGACAGAAUCCCAAUGCUACCUUUGGAGAGGUUUCCAAAAUUGUAGCAUCCAUGUGGGACAGUCUUGGAGAGGAGCAAAAACAGGUGUAUAAGAGGAAAACUGAAGCUGCCAAGAAAGAGUAUCUGAAGGCUCUAGCUGCUUAUAAAGACAACCAAGAAUGCCAGGCCACUGUGGAAACAGUGGAAUUGGAUCCAGCACCACCAUCACAGACUCCUUCUCCACCUCCUAUGGCUACUAUUGACCCAGCAUCUCCAGCACCAGCUCCAACAGAGCCCCCUGCCCUUUCCCCUUCCAUUGUUGUUAACUCCACUCUUUCAUCCUAUGUGGCAAACCAGGCAUCUUCUGGGGCUGGGGGCCAGCCCAAUAUCACCAAAUUGAUUAUUACUAAACAGAUGUUGCCCUCUUCUAUUACGAUGUCUCAAGGAGGGAUGGUUACAGUUAUCCCAGCCACAGUGGUGACCUCCCGGGGGCUCCAACUAGGCCAAACCAGCACAGCUACUAUCCAGCCCAGUCAACAAGCCCAGAUUGUCACUCGGUCAGUAUUACAGGCAGCAGCAGCAGCUGCUGCUUCAAUGCAGCUGCCUCCACCCCGACUACAGCCGCCUCCAUUACAACAGAUGCCUCAGCCCCCGACGCAGCAGCAAGUUACCAUACUUCAGCAGCCGCCUCCACUUCAGGCCAUGCAACAGCCACCACCUCAGAAAGUUCGAAUCAAUUUACAGCAACAGCCACCUCCUCUGCAGAUCAAGAAUGUGCCUCCGCCCACUCUGAAAAUGCAGACUACCUUAGUCCCAGUAGCCGUGGAAACUAGCCCUGAGCGGCCUAUGAACAGCAGCCCUGAGGCCCACACGGUGGAGGCAACCUCGCCAGAGACAAUAUGUGAAAUGAUCACAGAUGUUGUUCCUGAGGUGGAGUCUCCUACUCAGAUGGAUGUUGAAUUGGUGAGUGGGUCUCCUGUGACACUCUCACCCCAGCCUCGAUGUGUGAGGUCUGGUUGUGAGAAUCCUCCCGUUGUGAGUAAGGACUGGGAUAACGAGUACUGCAGCAAUGAGUGUGUGGUGAAGCAUUGCAGGGAUGUAUUCUUGGCCUGGGUAGCCUCUAGAAAUGCAAAUACAGUUGUGUUUGUGAAAUAGACCUUCCUCUUCUCGAAGCCAGUGAAGAUUUACCUGCUGGGAACUGUGUUUGAAACACAAGCUGAGCUUCUGUUAGUGCCUGAUCUCAACUCAUGAUGGCUCUUCAUGCUUUCCCCCUCUUUUUUUCCCUUCAGCAGAGGCCAAACUGUGGAGCAGGGUCGUUGAGUUUACUGUAAUCUGGAAUUGCUUUUUACUUUGAACUACAAGCAGAAAAACCAGUGAUGUUAAUAGCAGAGCAAAGGGUGGAGGAGUAUAGACAAGCAAAUCAAGGGUGGUAUGGGUGGUAGUGGGGUUGUUUGAGGAAAUUUUGUCUAAUUGUCAUAGGACUUGCCUAAGAUAUGUUAUUAAAAUGAGAGUACUCAGCUAGAAGAAAAUA
Lepus europaeus (European hare) is the source of this 2468-nucleotide messenger RNA. RefSeq names its product TOX high mobility group box family member 4 (gene TOX4). The coding region runs from base 101 to 2092 and encodes 663 amino acids. The record is from RefSeq and is a predicted model, not a curated record. Gene Ontology annotation, biological process: regulation of transcription by RNA polymerase II. NCBI's taxonomy places the organism in Eukaryota, Metazoa, Chordata, Mammalia, Lagomorpha, Leporidae. The transcript has 9 exons. Gene Ontology annotation, molecular function: chromatin DNA binding. Gene Ontology annotation, cellular component: nucleus.